Messenger RNA from Pocillopora verrucosa, 807 nucleotides. RefSeq lists its product as uncharacterized. Lineage: Eukaryota; Metazoa; Cnidaria; Anthozoa; Scleractinia; Pocilloporidae. The record is from RefSeq and is a predicted model, not a curated record.
AUGCCAGAGAUAAGAACCUCGAAGAGGAAAGAGGACACGAAUGCCUGUGCAACCCUUAUGACGUGUAACCUUCAGAAAGAAACUGCACCGAAACAGAACAACACACCAGGAGUGUGGAGACUUGAUCCGAAACGGUAUUCCAGUUGGACGCGUUUGGUUCGAGUACACGCGAGAGUGAGAAGAGUAUUACACAACAUGCGCAACAGAGACAACAGGAAUGCAAGUAUGGAACUGUUGCCCGAAGAAAUAAAGGAUGCUGAAGAGGAAAUAGUGCGCUUAGCACAGCGCGAAGCUUUCCGUGAUGAGUACGCCGCUUUGAGCUUAGGGAAACCAAUACCAAAGAAAAGCCAGUUGAUAACGCUUAACCCUUGCAUCGACGAUGAUGGAGUUAUCCGGAGUGAUGGUCGAUUAAAGUUCGCAGAUUUUCUCCAAUAUGAUACUAAAUUUCCCAUCAUUUUGCCUCGUGGACACUGGGUGACGAAACUUAUCAUGAAGAACUAUCACGAGAGAGGAAACCAUGCUGCCGGAGUAAACUUCAUUCUUUGUCAGUUGAGUGAGAGAUUUUGGAUCAUCGCCGCACGAGAGGAGAUUCGCGAGUGGGAUCACGAAUGUAAUGAAUGUAAGAGAAGACGAAGCAAGCCAGCUUGUCAGAUUAUGGCGCCACUCCCGAAAACGAGACCCCGUUUCAGCUUCAGACCCUUCGCCCAAACAGCCGCAGAUUUUGCUGGUCCUUUGUACACUCUUCAGGGACGCGGAAAACACGACAGAAGAGGUGGCUGUGCCUUUUUACUUGCCUGGAAACUCUAA